This is a messenger RNA of Vitis vinifera (wine grape), 2031 nucleotides long. RefSeq lists its product as uncharacterized. NCBI's taxonomy places the organism in Eukaryota, Viridiplantae, Streptophyta, Magnoliopsida, Vitales, Vitaceae. Gene Ontology annotation, molecular function: protein dimerization activity. Bases 134 to 1912 code for a protein of 592 amino acids. The transcript is spliced from 4 exons. The record is from RefSeq and is a predicted model, not a curated record.
GACUCCGUGUGCGGCGCACUGCAUCGACUUAAUCUUUGAAGACAUUGGUAAAAGACCCAGUGUUAUCGAGGUGAUAAACAAUGCUCGCAAGAUAACUAACUUCAUUUACAAUCAUGGUUGGUUACUAGCACAAAUGAGACUGUAUUGUGGUGGAGACAUUGUUCGACCAGGAGCUACAAGGUUUGCUACCAAUUAUAUUGCUCUUGACAGUCUUCUUAAAAAAAGGGUUGAUUUGAAAAAAUUGUUUAUGAGUGAUGAUUGGGCACAACACAAGCUGAGUCGAACAAAACAUGGACGAGAGUUGGAGCAAUUAUUGUUUGACCAUGCGUAUUGGGACAGAAUGACAAAUAUAGUUUCAUUAUAUGAGCCAUUAUACGUGGUGCUUCGACUUAUGGAUUCUGAAGUUGUUCCCACAAUGCCAUUUGUGUAUGAGCUUAUGCACGUGAUGAAAACGAACCUUACGCGUCAAGGAGCUGGAGAUUGGAUGUUCAAAAUAAUACAAGAUCGUUGGGAGAAAACACUAAAACAUCCACUUCAUGCAGCAGCAUACUUCUUGAAUCCAAGAUUUCAAUAUAGGCGUGGAGUUGGUAGUGAUCCAGAACUACUUCAAGCGGUCCAUGAUGUUUUUGCAAAAUUAGAUCCAACUACUGAAUCACUUGGUCAAUUUGGAAAUGAGCUUGUGCUUUUUCGAGAUGCAAAAAGAGGAUUCGGUGAUCGAGCGGCAAUUGCAGCAAGGUCAACCAUGGUGCCCGCUGAAUGGUGGUUUAUGUAUGGGAAUCAAACACCUACAUUGAGAAAGUUAGCCAUCAAAGUUCUCUCACAAACUGCGUCAUCUACUGCCUGUGAGAGAAAUUGGAGCACGUUUGCUCUCAUCCACACAAAGCAACGAAAUCGUUUGGCUUACUCUCGAUUGGAGCAAUUAGUUUUUUGUUACUAUAAUAUGAGGCUAAAGUUACGCGAUAUGGAGGCAGAAAAUGAUCGAGUUGCUGAAAAAGAUUAUCUUGAUCUUCUUGACAUUUCAGCCGAGGUGGGUGAAGAAGAAGAUAAUCAGUUGUUCCAAUGGGUGAGGCCUAUACAUUUGGAUGACGAAGUUGGAAAUCCCGAUCCACGAAUUGCUGCUCAUGCUCGAGAAUUUGGAGUUAAUGUUGAACGUGUGUUGUCUGAAGAAGUUCACUCUGAAAGUUUUAGCAAAGAUACUGAUGAUUCCCACCAAGAGAUUGACUCCACAAGUGCUGGCCAUAGUAGUAGACCUAGUGCUGCAGGUACUUCUGCUUCUGGUUACGAUGGUUCAAGAGGUGGAACUGAUGAUGGAGGUGAUAAUGCGGGAGGAGAUAUUAAUGAACGUCAACAUAGUCAAUAUCCAGUCAGCCAAUUCACCUGUGAAAAUACUUUCACACACUGCACACAGGAUGAAGACCAUGGCUCUAGAAGAGCUGGUCCAGGCAUAGGAGCUAUUGGGAAGCCUUAUAGAGGAAGAGAACGAAUGAUGGAACCAUAUAAUGAGGAGUUACUUUCAGGGAGUUUUGAAUCUAUGAGUAUAGGAACUCAAUUUAGUGACUCUUCGAAUGAGACUAAUGUCUACCCUCCUCAUGUGAUGAGUUAUGGUCAACCUUCAAGUUCAACAGAUGAAGAGUAUGGUAUGUCGCGUUAUUCACCUUCUAGACAAAUGUCUUACCAAAUUCCAUAUCAGAUGGAAGGAGGAUUGGGCAUUAACACAUGGGUGAACUUUGAGUAUCCUAUCCAUGUAGAGGCAGUGGGCAGGACUCAAGAGAUAUAUGCAUGGCAUGUUAGAAUUUUUAACCAAUAUUAUCGAGGCUCAUUGAGUUGGUACCAAUAUUGUCUCCAACAGCAAGACGGCGUUCCUUCAUCUAUCAAUCCCAUUGAACCACAUCGAUCCUCAUUUUGGUAUUAAAGGGACAUUGUAAUGUAAUGUGUACAAAUUAUUGUUAUUUAAUGAAAUGAAGUAUUUUAUGUGACUUUAUAAUGAGAACAAUUACAAAAUUAACAUUUCUUAUAGAUCGACAUGAUAUA